Molecule: messenger RNA, 3328 nt
Organism: Orussus abietinus
Lineage: Eukaryota; Metazoa; Arthropoda; Insecta; Hymenoptera; Orussidae
Product: cytosolic carboxypeptidase-like protein 5
Exons: 11
Coding region: 185-2941 (918 amino acids)
Biological process (GO): proteolysis; protein deglutamylation
Molecular function (GO): metallocarboxypeptidase activity; zinc ion binding
Source: RefSeq, a predicted model, not a curated record
UUUAGCAUUUUCACAUGGCCAUUUCACGUUCCGCGCUUUGCGUCGAUUUUAUGUGAUUUCCGCGUGCAUGAAAAUGUGGCAUUACAUUAAUCGCCUUUCCACCAUCAAAAUGUCACUGGGGGAACGAGAAAAGUCAUCGAUAGAUUGUGAAGAGGAAUGAAGAGUACUAUGCAAUAUCCUUGAUAUGGCAGGCACGUUGGAAGGUAUCACCUGUGGAGGUUUUACAUUUUUUAACAAUUUUGACUCAUCUAAUUUAGCUAAAGUCGAACAAGUCGAUAAAGCUCCCCACAAUGAUUCAAACGAAGGUAACAGUAAUAACUUGUGCUCCGAUGACUCUCCUGAGUACGAGUUUAAUUUAUGGACAAAGCGUGACUGCCAUGGAACCGAAUAUCAAAAUAACAAUAGAACUUGGUUUUAUUUUGGUGUAAGAGCAGUCGCUCAAGGUGUUCAAGUCAAAUUAAAUAUUGUUAAUUUGAAUAAUCAAGUAAGAAUGUUUAGCCAAGGCAUGUGCCCUGUGUUCAAAACCGUACCAGGACACCCACACUGGGAACGGAUUCGGGAGAAACCAACAUAUACUUUGGAUCAAAAAGGGAAUGAAUUUAUUUUAUCAUUCGUACAUCAUGCUUCAGAGAACCCGAAAGCUAUUACGUAUUUUGCUUUUACAUAUCCCUUUACUUAUACAGACCUCCAAAAUUAUUUGAAGAGAAUCGAUGCCAGAAUGGCAAAAAGAAAUAUUACUACUGCAGAUGAUAUUUAUUAUCACAGGGAAUGUGCAAUUAAAUCGUUGGAAGGUCGAACGCUGGACUUGCUGACAAUAAGUUCACAUCACAACAUAUCAACGGAGAGAGAAGCUAGGCUGACCAUGAUGUUCCCUGAAAAAGAUGAAGUGCGGCCCUUUAAAUUUAGAAACAAAAAGGUGAUAUUCAUAAGUGCUCGGGUUCAUCCAGGCGAGACACCCUCUAGUUUUGUCUUCAAUGGUUUUCUCAAUUAUUUGUUAAAUCGAGAAGAUCAAAUUGCGAUUAUUUUACGUCGCUUGUAUGUGUUCAAAAUGAUUCCAAUGCUCAAUCCUGAUGGAGUAGUACGUGGUCAUUACCGAAUGGAUACCAGAGGUGUUAACCUAAACAGAGUAUACCUUAAUCCAUCCAUAAAGGAUCAUCCCACAAUAUAUGCUGCAAGGAAUUUAAUAAGAUAUUACCAUAACUUUUAUCGAUUACCAGAAGAGGAAGAAAAAGAGAGAGAAGUAAAAUCCACGGAUAGUCCGACAACAGAUAUAAACUUAUCUGUAAAUAAGGACAAAGAAAGUUCCAUACCUCUAAACACCUCUGAACCACCGAUUAAGGGAGACACCGCUAACGAGUUACUGCAACAGGUAACCCUGAUGACAUUAAACGAGGAAGGUAAAAGAGGGUCAGAGUCUGACAUUGAGUAUGAAUGUUUGAAAGAAACAUUGGAAAAUACGACUCAUCGAAAAAUUGAGGGACGGACAGAAAUGAACGAAAACAUGGCAUUAAGGAGUGAUUGCGAAGAAAAAAUACACGGUGCCAUUGAGACGGAACACUUCCCAGCUGAUAGCGAACCCUCGGGAUUAUUUUUGUACAUCGACCUCCAUGGCCAUGCCUCGAAAAAGGGUGUGUUCAUGUAUGGAAAUUAUUUCAACGACCCAGAGGACACGAUAACGUGCAUGCUCUUGCCAAAGUUGAUGUCCAUUAACAAUCCCAAUUUUCACUUUACUUCUUGCAACUUUACGGAAAGAAACAUGUACUUAACGGACAAGAAAGAUGGAAUGUCCCGCGAAGGAUCUGGUCGAGUCGCAGUUUACAAAAUGACUGGGCUCGUACGUAGCUACACGCUCGAAUGUAAUUAUAAUUCUGGCCGAUUAGUAAACUGCAUUCCUGCCAGAAUCCGCGAUGGUGUUAACAAGACUCACGCUCAUAUAUUUGUUCCACCCAAAUACACGCCCACUGUAUUCGAAGAGGUCGGAGCCGCGUUAGGUCCGUCGAUUCUCGACCUCACGAACAGUAAUCCGAACAGUCGCCUGCCAAACAGCCAACACCGUUCAUUGAGAGGCGUAAGGUCGUACCUGAAAUUAACCUACGCGAGCAAUUUUACAGCAUCUUUCAGUCGGCCUCUUCACAAGAACAAGAGCGGGGCUUCAGCGCAAGAUUCUUUCCUUGUCAAGUCAACGGAAUCGAGUCCUUCGUGUAUCCCGGAAGACAGCUCGAGCAGUGAAACGGACGUCCCGAAGAAGCCGUGCACCGUUCGUCGUACCGCGUCGCUCUAUGCGGUCACAAAAAAGCUAAAAGCUAGUAAAAAACCCAAGCAAUUGAUAAUCCGUAAGACGUUGAAAAAUCAGGAUACGAAUCGGAGUGAGAAUGCUCCUCCACCCUCGACGAGUAAAUCGAUCCCGGUGAAAGCAAAGAAGAAACUUUUUAAAGCCGUUGAACCCCACGUGCCAUUCGACUCUAAUCCGGAGCAUGUCAGACCUUCCUUCGUACCUCGACCAAAAAAGUGUAAGCCUCCGAUGAAAAAGGACAUGGCUGGUGAAAGUCUCCAACAACCUAUUAUCGUGGAAGAGACGACUGCCAUCAGACAAGGCUCCAAAAGACUGAAAGUUAUUUCUCCAAAACUUGCAAGACCCCGAGGCGAAGCCUCGAUUUCGGAGACCUCGAGCACAAAGACCGAGGAGAAAUUGAUUUUGAAAGCAAAGCCUGCAAAGAAGCUUGUCGCAAGAAAGAGAACGGUUGAGAAAUCAACCUCAAAAAUUCCUACGAGGGUUGUUUUUUCAUACAAGCAGAAUAGUAAAGGGACUCACGGUAGGUCCAGGAAGCAGGCAUUAAAAAUUGAUCAGACCAAGUCAAAGAGGCCAACAAAAAUUAAGCCGAAGAAGAAAAAGAGUAUACGAGUUCUCAACAAUGUGACCAGUGGAGAAAUUACUGGAUGAGUAAUCGAGGUGCAACUAAGUUCUGCGACGGUUAAGUGACUAUUGACGAUUAGAAAAGUGUAUUCAAUUGCGCAAACUAUACUUAACUGUAGGAGUCCUAGUUGGCUUAUUCAUAGAUGAAAUUACUGUUUAACGAUUCACGAAAUAUUUACUGGUUCGAUCGUUGGUACCUGAAAGUAAAGAUGCAAUGUAACAGUGAAGUAAAAUUAUUGAGGAGAACACCUAAUGUAGGGGCAAACUUGUAUCACCUAUAAUGCGUACACAUAGAAAUAGAAAAUAAAAUUUUUUCUUAAAAACAUUGGGUGAAUAAAACAUCUGAAAAUACCCCGACUCUCAAACGUAAAGAAUCAAAUACGAGUUCGAUUAACUACUUAUCCCAAGUACUCG